GCAAUCCAAUGAUAUUAGUGCAGAUAAUACAUCGAUAUUUACCCAUUCCUGUAGGGUAAACAGAAUUGCAGAAUAUUAGAGCGAUUGGGAAUUAACAAUCGGGAUGGAAGCACUCAGCGAAGAGCUCGAACCACCCGUUAUUGUUCCCUGAGUCACGUGAUAUAAAACAUUAUUUUAACAAAACAUAAUCAUUGACACAGCAGAGCAUUCCAGACAUAUCGUAAAAAUGGACGCCAUGCGAAAACCAAAAGUGGUCAAGAAAAAAGUGACUAAAGAUUUGCCCCCUCCCGAAGUUAACGAAACAGACCCACUACCCAUGGAGGCAUUCACAGACAAGAAACCGAAAUUUGCAGAAUUAGUGAAGAGAAAUCUGGAUAGCAUCAACAAUGUCAGUCUAAAGGAAAGGACAGAGAACUUCAUCAACGAAACCAGUUUCACAGCUAUUGCCAGAAUUGUAAAAGCGAACACGAUAGUGAAGAAGAUUCUAUGGUUAAUCCUCGUGCUCGCAAUGAUGUCUUGGUUAGGCAUCCAGUGUUACUGGCUCUUUGAUAAAUACUUCAGUUAUCCUGUAGAGGUGAAAAUUGAACUAAAAUCAGCUCCUAAGUUGGCUUUUCCUAGCGUCACUGUGUGUAACAGGAAUCCCCUGAAGAAAUCAAAACUGAGGGACUCUGUGUUUUCUGGACUGACACAAAUGUUUGAUUUAAAGACUGAUGAUACCUUAUACAACGGAGCAAUGGAUCGGCUCCGAGACCAGUCACACGGUCAUGAGGGUCCGGAUCCACACACGAAUUCCUCCAAUCUCACGGCCUUGGUCCAGGAAUACGGGUUCAACAUGUGGGACGGGCUUCAGAAUGCAUCUGUAAGGACUGCGUUCUACAAAACCUCCAGUUCUGAGAUAAACGCGGGGAUAGCCUAUGCCUCCACAGCUCUUCUGGAGGAUGAUGACGUCAUAGAGGAAUUUGGUCACCAGAAGAUGGACAUGAUAACUUCUUGUGUCUUUGCCGGAAAUCUGUGUUCCCCGGAGAAUUUCACCUACUUACACAACAGUAAAUAUGGGAACUGUUACACAUUCAACUCCAUCAAAGACCCAAAUCCACCGCUGUACACGUACUAUGCAGGCCCGCUAAUGGGCAUGACGCUUGAGUUCAACAUCCAGCAGGAUGAGUACAUAUCUGCCUUAGCACCGGAUGCCGGAAUUCGUGUUUCAAUACACGAACGUGGGACGUAUCCAUUUCCCGAAGAUGACGGCUUUACCAUAGCUCCUGGCAUGGCUACCUCUGUGGCGCUUAAAAGGGUGUACAUCAGUCGCCUUGAACCUCAGCACGGAAACUGCUCCAGUAAUCCAACAAAUGUGGAUGAAUACAUGAAGAGAUAUGAGUUCAGUUACCACAGGCGUACCUGUCUAAAAAGCUGCUAUCAGCAGAAGCUGAUAGAUUAUUGUGACUGCGCGUGCUCAAACUUCAUCGUUCCAAAAAAUGUUACUAACAUCUGUAAUUACGAUAACGAAAGCAUUAGAAUUUGUACCAUGGAGACGAUAAAGACUUGGGACACCUGUGAAGAAAAAUGUCCAAGCACCUGUCAAGAAAAUAAGUAUGAAACCAUGGUAACAGCUUCUGCCUGGCCCUCUGAAGCCUAUGAAGACUACCUUGAGAGUCGUAUGAAGCUGACCACAAGCGAGUACAUGUCAGGGGGACAGAAAACUAAAAUGGAUAAUAAUCUUGUAAAACUGGAAAUCUUUUUUGCUGAGAUGACAUAUGAAAGCAUCGAAUCCCAAAAGGCGUAUGAGUCCCAGAACCUAAUCUCUGAUGUUGGAGGACAGCUAGGUCUUUGGUUGGGACUGUCCGCCAUUACUGUGGGGGAGAUAUUUGAGUUCGCUAUGUCUGUGUUCCGCUUGUGUACAGCGAAAUUCUUCUCCAAGAGACACCGAACAACAGAUUCGACACCCAUUACGACGUUCAAGAGUGACGCAUCAUAGACUGGGCAAUUCUUGCCAAAGAUUGCUAGCAAAUUUGACAGCUAUUGUUUUGCAUUUAUACCUUGUUAUGGGAUUUGAAAAAAACAAAAAUCUGCCUAAUCUGCUUAAAAAAUCAGAUGUUGGAUUGGUUAUAUUAUAUAAUGUAGAGGCGAAGAUAAACAACCAUUUAAAACAUCAUAUUAACUCUCAUAAAAGCAUUACAUACUUAUCAUAAAUAAUUGUACUGUUUAUAGCUUUUUUCUAGAUCGAUCAUAAUUUUUGUUCGUUUUCUUCACAUUUUACAUUUAUAUACAGUCUAACAGGUGUGAUGCCGUAUACAAAAUGCUAAGGAUUGUUUCCUUAGGAAGAAUUCUUAUUUUUGGGUCUUUAUUCUUUGACCAUUCAAAAGUUGCAUGAAAAAAAAAAUCUUAAUUCUAUCUGUCUUAUGUUUCAAAAUUAGGCGUCGAUGAUUUCAAUUUUUCCUACUUUUAAUCUUUAUCUAUAUCUGUAUAUUAACCAACAGAAUAAGUUUCAUCAAACUAGCAAAUGUAUCCUUGAUUCAGAAAAACUGUAAAUCAGAAUGGCGGACAUUUUAGGAGUAUAUCAUAUUUUGUUAAAAACAGAAAGAAAAUGAAAAAAAAAUUAAAAUGUGACAUAAUUUUUUUUGCUUCAUCUAUAUAACUAUCUGAGAUGGUGAAUAAUCGCAAUAAGUACUAUUUAAUUUGUUGGAUAAGGCAAAUGUAAAAUCAUAUAAUACAAGUUUCCUCAUAUUCAUAUAACAAACGUUUAUAAUACAGUUUUUACGAUACAUUGAAGCAGGAUUCAUUUCAACAGGUUGGGUAUUUCUUCCGCAUAGAUUUUAAUGGUAAAACCUCUCAUUUCCAUUAGACAUUCAUGCCUUCGACUUUAAUGCAAAUAUUUGAUAAGGAGUCUUUGAUGCAACAAAACAUUUUUUCCGUUUUUGUUUGUAUGUUUGUAUGAGACUUUUUUUCCGACCCCAUGUAAAUUUAAAUGCACACCUUAAAUUUGUGACAGCAAUGUUUUUUUAAAAUC
Molecule: messenger RNA, 3007 nt
Organism: Saccostrea cuccullata (small rock oyster)
Lineage: Eukaryota; Metazoa; Mollusca; Bivalvia; Ostreida; Ostreidae
Product: amiloride-sensitive sodium channel subunit gamma-like
Exons: 11
Coding region: 227-1975 (582 amino acids)
Biological process (GO): sodium ion transmembrane transport
Cellular component (GO): plasma membrane
Molecular function (GO): ligand-gated sodium channel activity
Source: RefSeq, a predicted model, not a curated record